This is a messenger RNA of Cryptomeria japonica (Japanese cedar), 1781 nucleotides long. Its product is annotated as plastid lipid-associated protein 2, chloroplastic. NCBI's taxonomy places the organism in Eukaryota, Viridiplantae, Streptophyta, Pinopsida, Cupressales, Cupressaceae. The record is from RefSeq and is a predicted model, not a curated record. The transcript has 4 exons. The coding region runs from base 110 to 1348 and encodes 412 amino acids.
CGAGAACGUGUCUUUUCACGCCAUAAAAUAUGUGGAGCGUGAGCUGCCCACGAAAGAUGCAGAAGACUCUUAUAUUAUCAUUACACACGAUUUGUAGUUUGAGGCGGCAAUGGCAAUGCCAAUGGCAAUGACAUUAUACACAGCAAAACCAUUCUUCCUUGUUCACAACUCCAACAACCCCGCCCUAUUCUCCCUGCCAAAAACCGUACCAACCUACUCAUUUCAUUGCCAUGCAAUCUCAAAUACUCUGACCGCUUUUUCCACCUCAAACCACCUCUUCCGAAGCCCAGUUAUCAGUAUUUCUAAGAGGACUUCCUUGCCCUUGACAAAACCCUUUGCCCUGACCGAUGGUGAUGAGAGCAUACCACCAAUCAAUCAAACAGGUGAUAUCACUCCUCCCACUCUGAGUGAGGAUGAGUGGGGGAAUGAACUCGAAACAAACACAACCACCCCACAAAAUGGUAGUGUAGAACAAAAGGAUACUGCUUCUGGGGCACUAUAUGUUGAUGAAUGGGGGGACAAAGCAGACCCAGAUGAGCUCGCUGCACAAACAAAGCUGCCUGAUGCAGACCCAUCUACAAUGUCUGAUGAUGAUGAAUGGGGCGGUUCAGGAACUGACCAGAUCCCAGGCACUGUACCUUCAAUUUCUACAGAUACUAAGCUAACAGAGCUUAAACAAUGCUUGGUGGACUCUUUCUAUGGGACGGAGUAUGGCCUGACAGUUAGCAGUCAGACUAGGGCAGAAAUUGGGGAGUUGAUUUCCGAGCUUGAAGCCCUGAACCCGACUCCUGCUCCAACUGAAGCACCCUCACUGCUGCAGGGAAAUUGGGUUUUAGUUUAUACAUCAUUUUCAGAGCUUUUGCCUUUAAUAGCAGCAGGCAGGCUGCCUUUCGUGAAGAUAGGGAAAAUAUGCCAAUCAAUUAAUACAGACAAAUUCACCAUAGAGAAUUCUGUUUCUUAUAUUGGGCCAUUUGCCACUUCCUCAGUACGUGCUUUGGCAUCCUUUGAAGUCCGUAGUUCCAAGCGAAUACAGGUGAAGUUUGAGGAAGGAAUAAUCCCUCCACCUAAAAUUACAAGCAAACUGGAUAUUCCUGAGAACAUCGAGUUCUUUGGACAGAAGAUAAAUUUGAGUUCUCUUCAAGGAUCUCUUUAUCCUUUUCAAGAAGCUGUAACAAGGAUAUCCCAGGUGAUAUCAGGACAGUCCCCACUGAAAAUUCCUAUCAGGAGAGAUGGAGCUCAAUCUUGGUUACUGACUACAUAUCUAGAUGAGGAUUUGCGGAUAUCAAGAGGAGAUGGUGGUGGACUUUUUGUUCUUGUCAAGGAAGGGAGUUCUCUUCUGAACCUAUAAAUUCUUAACUAUUACAAUAUGAAUACAUUGUAUGUGCUCUUGUUCAUUCUUUCAUAUUUACUUUUAAUUUGAGAGGUCAGGGUGACCGUGGAGCUUUAGGGCACCUUGGCCGAUGAGAGCAUAUGAAUUGGAGGCUAGUCUUUGCAGAUUCUUCAGCCAAUGUACCAGUGGACAUUUUCUAAUUUGUAGCUGCAAGUUUUAGAGGUAAUGUGAGGACUUUAGCUUCUACAAGGCUAUUAUGAAUCAAGGUGUCUGAUGUCUCAAGUACUCUUUUCUUAUUUUACAAAAUAAAUUAGAUAUUUUGUUGUUUAUAAUAGUCCUUAUGUAGAUUGAACUUCAUGGCUUGCCCCUACCCUUAUAGAUGUUGGGCCAACUUAUCAAGUGUAACAUGCAUUUUAUCUACUUCAAGAAAGACUAGUUUUACUUUGCUUUA